Amaranthus tricolor (Joseph's coat) is the source of this 2627-nucleotide messenger RNA. Its product is annotated as probable leucine-rich repeat receptor-like protein kinase IMK3. The record is from RefSeq and is a predicted model, not a curated record. The transcript is spliced from 2 exons. Lineage: Eukaryota; Viridiplantae; Streptophyta; Magnoliopsida; Caryophyllales; Amaranthaceae. Gene Ontology annotation, biological process: protein phosphorylation. Gene Ontology annotation, molecular function: protein binding; protein kinase activity; ATP binding. Bases 131 to 2491 code for a protein of 786 amino acids.
UGUUUUAUCCUCUGUUUUAUCUUCAUUUUGUUCAAACCCCACCUUCAAAAAUCCAUAAACCCACUAAAAAAUUAAAAUAUAAUAAAACCCAUUUCCUAACUUCAUUUUAUCAAAUAACCCAUUUGUUCAAAUGUUGAAAGAAUCACAAAAAAAGAAGGAAAAAUGGAAGAAUCAAUUAAAAAACAAAAAACCAUUUGGUGGUUUUGGGUUUAAGUACAAAAAGUGUCUAUUUUUAGUUAUAUUGUUGAUGAUUCUUUGUCAUCAAGGUUUAGGUCAAGAAGGUUGGGAUGGUGUAUUUAUAACUGAAGCUGAUUAUCAAGGUUUACAAGCCUUUAAAAAUGAACUAAUUGAUCCAAAAGGGUACUUAAAAAGUUGGAAUGAUAGUGGUUUUGGUGCUUGUUCUGGUGGUUGGGUAGGAAUUAAAUGUGCCCAAGGUCAAGUUAUUGUAAUCCAACUUCCUUGGAAAACUUUAGGAGGAAGAAUUACUGAAAAAAUUAACCAAUUUCAAGCACUUAGAAAACUUAGUCUUCAUGAUAAUCUUAUUGAAGGUUCAAUCCCAUCUUCUUUAGGUUUUCUUCCAAAUCUUAGAGGUCUUCAACUUUUUAAUAACCGAUUUUCGGGUUUGAUUCCACCUUCUUUAGGCCUAUGUCAUUUACUUCAAACCCUUGAUCUUAGCCAUAAUUUUCUUAUUGGAACAAUCCCUCCUAGCCUUGCUAACUCUACCAAGCUUUAUUGGGUUAAUUUGAGCUAUAACUCUUUGGAAGGUCCUAUACCAAACGAGCUAACUAGGUCUAUUGGACUUAAUGUUCUUGCACUUCAAUACAAUAAUCUAUCUGGGGUUUUGCCUAUAAAUUUGGGAAAACUUUCUAGUCUUAAGAUAUUGGAUCUAUCACAUAAUGUCAUCAAGGGUAGUUUUCCUAGUAGUAUUUCAAGUUUUUCUUCUUUAAGCACAUUGAACUUAGAAAAUAACAAUCUUGUAGGAGUUUUGCCUGAAAAUAUAGGUAAUCUUCAAAAUUUGUCUAUGCUUAACCUUAGGAAGAAUCGAAUCGAAGGCCGAAUUCCUCCAUCAAUUGGAAAUCUUUCUACCCUUAAAGAGCUUGAUUUGUCCUUCAAUCACUUCAAUGGAGAAAUCCCACAUACAAUUUCUGAUUUGCCUAGCCUUAGUUUCUUGAAUGUGUCAUAUAACCAUCUUUCCGGUUCUGUUCCAAUUGAGCUUACCCACAAGUUCAAUUCAAGCUCUUUUAUAGGAAAUCUCCAAUUGUGUGGAUUUAGUUCUUCAAAUCCAUGCCCUACACAAGCACCAUCUGCUUCUAGUGGCAUUCAAGAACAAGCCAAAAAAGGAAGGAAAUUGAGUAUAAAAGAUGCAAUUCUUAUAGCAGCUGGUAUACUCAUUUUGGUAAUGCUUAUACUUUGUUGCAUACUAAUGUUCUGCUUGAUCAGGAAAAGAGGUAGAUCAAGACGUGAUAGGGAAGGUGUAGCAGCCACAGGGCGGGCCCCACAAGUCGAAAAAGGGAGCCCGUCAGGUGCACCGGAGGUCAAAGCGGGCGAAACGGGUGGGAAAUUAGUCCAUUUUGAUGGCCCAAUGGUGUUUACUGCAGAUGAUCUUUUGUGUGCAACAGCUGAAAUUAUGGGGAAAAGCACUUAUGGAACUGCUUAUAAGGUUACUUUGGAGGAUGGAAGUCAAGUAGUUGUAAAGAGACUUAGAGAAAAGAUUACAAAAGGGCAAAAGGAAUUUGAAGCUGAAGUUAAUGUGCUUGGCAAAAUUAGACACCCAAAUCUUUUGGCAUUGAGGGCUUAUUAUAUGGGACCUAAAGGAGAGAAGCUUCUUGUCUUAGAUUAUAUUCCUAAAGGAAGCCUUGCAACUUUCUUACAUGCUCGAGCACCAGACACACAUGUAGGCUGGCCAACAAGAAUGAGAAUAAUACAAGGAAUGGCAAGAGGACUCUUCCAACUUCACAACAAUGAGAAUAUAAUCCAUGGCAACCUUACAUCAAGCAAUGUUCUGAUCGACCAGAACAACGCCGCCAAGAUCGCAGAUUACGGCCUGUCGAGACUAAUGACAGCAUCAGCUGCAGCAAAUGUGAUUGCUACUGCAGGUGCACUAGGGUAUCGAGCUCCCGAGCUGUCGAAGCUCAAGAAAGCGAACACGAAAACUGAUGUGUAUAGUUUAGGGGUGAUCAUCUUAGAGUUACUCACCGGGAAAUCACCCGGGGAGGCGAUGAACGGUGUGGAUUUGCCACAAUGGGUGGCCUCAAUUGUGAAAGAAGAGUGGACUAAUGAGGUUUUUGACUUAGAGUUGAUGAAGGAUGCUUCAACUAUUGGUGAUGAGUUGCUCAACACUUUGAAGUUGGGCUUGCAUUGUGUUGACCCGACACCCGCUUCAAGGCCCGAGGUUCAGCAGGUAUUACAACAGUUAGAGGAUAUUAGAACGGGCGAUUCAGCUCCAACUUCGGGUGAUGAUGGAGGUGGCUAUCCAUUGGCGAGUGAUUGAGAAAGAUUUUGUAGGAAGUUGGAAGAUCUAGAAAAGAUUAGUUGUCUUAGAUAAUCCAAAGCUAAUUAUCUUUUUUGUAAAUAGAAUUGGAUUUUGUAAUUGUUCUUAAAUAAUCUUUGAUAAAGAUUUGUUAUCA